Soboliphyme baturini is the source of this 198-nucleotide messenger RNA. The record is from the annotation of a GenBank genome assembly. Lineage: Eukaryota; Metazoa; Nematoda; Enoplea; Dioctophymatida; Soboliphymatidae.
AUGUUCGUUCCCGUUGGAAAUGUUCCGUACAGCGCAUGUGCGGCGCAGCCAACUGUUGUUCCUUGUACUGCGGAAGACGUCAAAGAACUGAAGGAAAUGUUUCCGAACAUCGAAGAAGACGUGAUUCGUAAUAUUUUCGAGGAAAAGCAUGGAAACAAGGAAGCGAUCGUCAACGAUUUGCUUGCUUUAAGCUCCUAA